GUUGUGGCCGUUGGGCGCGCGCUGUUUGAAUGGUUGUGUACUGCAAAGAUGGAGGCACAAAUGCAAGAGAUUAAGGCAUUAGCAGAUGAGAUGAUGAUUAUCCUCUCUGGUUGUCAAGGGGAAGUACUUCUGCAGAAUGCCAUGAAUUAUAAGGCAAAAAUGGUGAAUGUCUAUAUGGAAGUAGAACAAUGUGUGAAGCAGCAGUUAAGAGAGAUUCAGCAAUCACAGGAGCACGUGGCACAGGAAGUUAUAGAUGUGGGAGAAGAAAGAGAGAUAAGUUUUCUGGAAUUACAGAAGAUUAAAGAAAAGUGGAAAGAGACUCAACAACAGAAUUCUAAGAAUGAAAUGGAACUUGAAUUGUUACAGAAAGAACUGGAGGAGCUUGAGAAGUCUGAAAAAGAAAUGUCUAAAUUGGAAGAAGAGGUAGAUGAAGAUACUACAGUCGUUAUUCCAUCAACUAAGUACUUGGCCCACAUCUUCCACAAGGUUACUAAGAUCAUUUGGGACUAUGACUGCGACCCAUCACUUGUAAGAGGCGUUCACUUUGGAGUGGGUUUGGCACAACCCAUUAACAUUGAUUCUACUAAGCACUCUGACAGUUUCAUCUGCGAUUACCUGUGGAGUCUGGUGAGCACGGAUUGGUAAAUUAUUUUCUGGGCCUGGAACUAUAAGUAAAUUACAUAUUUUGGGUAUCCACGUUUUGAAUGAAAUCUUUCCAGUCACAUGGCUUCGAUCUUGGAAAAUAUAGCUUUCAUGAGUGAAAAGUUAACUCAACAGAUUCUUUGGAUGUGGUAUUUUUGUAAGGCCAUAUUUAAAAGAUGACUUUUGUACAACAAAGUAAGUUGGACAAUGUGUUUUUCCUAAUGGAGUGGAGGUGAUUGGAAAAUCUUCUCAACUACAACCAUGAAGGAAUAAAUCUGUUUACUACCACUCUGUGUCAAAAUACUAGAAUGUUGUAAAAUGCUAUUAAUCACUGUGUGUGUGUGUGUAUAUAUAUAUAUACAUAUAUAUUUAAUGUAAACUUUUACAGAAAUGAUUGAUCUAUUUGCUUUGGCAUAUGUAAAUUAAAAAAAAAAAUUGCUGCCAUGGGCAUGAGAACCGUAGUUGUUAUUAGAUGAAAAUUGCCCAUAUUUGCUACGUAACUAGAUCUGUAUUGGAACACACAGUGCUGGAGUAACUCAGCAGGUCAGACAGCAUCUCUGGAGGGCAUGGAUAUGACAUUUUCGGUCGAGUCCCUUCUUCAGACUGAUUGAAAUAG
Molecule: messenger RNA, 1258 nt
Organism: Amblyraja radiata (thorny skate)
Lineage: Eukaryota; Metazoa; Chordata; Chondrichthyes; Rajiformes; Rajidae
Gene: spc24
Product: SPC24 component of NDC80 kinetochore complex
Exons: 6
Coding region: 49-645 (198 amino acids)
Biological process (GO): chromosome segregation
Cellular component (GO): Ndc80 complex
Molecular function (GO): microtubule binding
Source: RefSeq, a predicted model, not a curated record